UCGACUUCCCAGCAAUCAGUGCGGUACACUCGCCUGAACGGACAAAGGGGACUGAAGGGAGGUGUCUGACAAGUGGCGUUGGAUUUGUCCCCAAAACAGCACAGUUUUAAACAUAAAAUGUCACUACCUUCGAAGAAGAGAAAGUUUGAUCGUACUACACAGGACAAGCUUUACUUCGAAAGCUAUUCCGACGUCACGAUUCACGAGGAAAUGCUUGCAGAUAAAGUCCGGACCAAUUCCUACAGGUUGGGCAUUUUAAGGAACUAUAAAUCGAUUAGGGGUAAAGUUGUGCUCGACGUGGGAGCCGGCACGGGAGUGCUAAGUGUGUUUUGUGUGCAGGCAGGGGCUAAACGGGUCUACGCGGUGGAGGCGAGCUCGAUUGCCGAGCAAGCGAAAAAAAUCGUGAAGCUGAAUAAGAUGGAAGAUGCGAUCACAGUCGUGCAUGGCACGGUGGAGACCAUUGAGCUGCCCGAAAGCGUGGACGUAAUAGUUAGUGAGUGGAUGGGCUACGCGCUGAUGCACGAGUCUAUGCUGCAUUCCGUGCUGUUUGCGCGAGAUAAGUGGCUGAAGUCUGGCGGCCUCAUCUUACCCUCCCAGGCCGAGCUCUACAUCGCUCCCAUUAACGAAGCAGUAGCCGAGGACCGCCUGAAUUUCUGGUACACCGUGAAAGAGCAGUACGACGUGGAUAUGACGUGCAUGUUCGAUUUUGCGAGGAAGUGCAUCAUGAAUAACGAGAUCGUUGUUAACAGCGUCUCUGUGGAAGACGUGCUCUCCCACCCGGCGAAAUUCGCAGAGCUCGAUCUGUACAAGGCUACCACGGAGCAAGUAAAACGCGUCAGCGGCGCCUUCAGCUUUGAGUGCUUCGGCUCCUCCUCCGUGAACGCCUUCUGCCUCUGGUUCUCGGUUACGUUCCAAGGCGAAGACAAGCCUUUAGUGUUAAGCACAUCUCCAUUUAAACAGGAAACUCAUUGGAAACAAUCCAUCCUGUAUCUGGACGAGCCCGUGGAUGUUGUUCAAGACACUAAAAUCGUGGGAGAAAUCACACUGUCUCCCUCAGAAAAAAGCCCGAGGCAUAUUUGCGCGCACUUGGACUGUACUAUAGGAGAGCAGAAAAUGAAAUCUAAGACUUUUAAGUUGGGUGAAAGUUAUUCUGAUGAAUAAUGAAGAUUAGUGUGAGCUAGCUGUGGAACGCCCCCACCCCCAUGCCAUCAACAAAUUCAUUUAUUUAAACGCUCAAAAGGACCUCAGUUCAUGAAAAUAAAAGGCUUGCAACCAAGAUCACCCUGAAUGAAAUGUGGUUUCCCAUUUCUCAGCCUAUUAAUGCAAAAUAUGGUGCCCUUGAGCAGGAGGGACUUGCAAGCUCCCUUCCAGCUGCAUUUGUGUGAGAUGUUGCAUUGUUUGACGCACGUUUGGUCUGCCUGUAGGCAUUCAGCUUUACUCCCUUCCAUGUUAUGAGAAAAAUUGAGUUGUGCAUCCUAUAUAUUCCAUUUUUUUAAAAGAAUAAUAAAGAUUGGCUUUACAGUAAUGGUCUCAGUGCACAUGUGAUUGUCUAGAAUUGGACAUUAUGUUUAUUAAAAUCUGCACUGAGACAAAAUUUUAGCAGUUCUUAUCAUUCAGUAGGAAUAAAAAAAUUCAGAAGUGUUUAUAAUUGUUUCCCACAUUUAUGUUAUAUAGUUGAGCCAGAAUAGAGAAAGGCGUUCUCACUAAACAAUUUAUUUUUAGUAGUCUGUUACUUAAAAUGUACUUGAAUUUAAAAAAAAAAAAAA
This is a messenger RNA of Polypterus senegalus (gray bichir), 1766 nucleotides long. RefSeq names its product protein arginine methyltransferase 6 (gene prmt6). Gene Ontology annotation, biological process: peptidyl-arginine methylation. Bases 118 to 1161 code for a protein of 347 amino acids. The record is from RefSeq and is a predicted model, not a curated record. Gene Ontology annotation, molecular function: protein-arginine N-methyltransferase activity. The transcript has a single exon. Lineage: Eukaryota; Metazoa; Chordata; Cladistia; Polypteriformes; Polypteridae.